This is a messenger RNA of Clunio marinus, 2897 nucleotides long. Lineage: Eukaryota; Metazoa; Arthropoda; Insecta; Diptera; Chironomidae. The record is from the annotation of a GenBank genome assembly.
AUGAAAAUCAUUCGAAAGCCACUGACUGACCGAAACCAGAAUUUAACCGGCUUAUCAGCACGCUGUGCCAUGAAAGAAAAGAGCAAAAAUGCGGCUCGAUCGAGGCGUGAAAAGGAAAAUGCCGAGUUUUUGGAGCUAGCAAAACUUCUUCCUUUACCCAGCGCUAUAACAUCACAACUAGAUAAAGCAUCUAUCAUUCGACUAACGACAUCGUACCUUAAAAUGCGACAAGUUUUUCCAGAUGGACUUGGUGAAGCUUGGGGUUCACAACACAUCCCUUCAAAUCCUCGAGAACUUGCGAUUAAAGAGCUCGGAUCGCAUCUUCUGCAAACAUUGGACGGAUUCAUUUUCGUUGUUGCGCCUGAUGGUAAAAUCAUGUACAUCUCUGAAACGGCAUCAGUGCAUUUAGGAUUAAGUCAGGUGGAAUUAACAGGAAACUCGAUUUAUGAAUAUAUUCACAACUUUGAUCAAGACGAAAUGGUUGCAGUCUUGUCACUUCAACAGAAUAUGUUUGGACAUCAAACUCCACUAACCAAUGGAAUGAUGCAUGCUCCACAAAUGGAGAGCGUUUCACCAGUGCAUUUAGAAACAGCAACACCACCUUUGGUGGCGUCAUCGACCGUCCCAAAUACUGUCAUUCCACCCGUACCAAAUCCACAGAUUAAUGUCAAUAACUUUACUAACCAACCAAUUCAUUCACCGUCAACACCAACUCAUCAUACAUUUCCCCAACAUCAUCAACAACAACAGCAACACCACUUACAUCAUCAUCAUCAUCACCAUCAUAAUCAUCAUCAUUCGCAUCAUUUGCCACGCCAUCAAGAGACUCAAACGAUUGAGAUCGAACGAACUUUCUUCCUGCGCAUGAAAUGUGUUCUUGCAAAGAGAAACGCUGGUCUCACGACCUCAGGCUAUAAAGUGAUACAUUGUUCAGGGUACUUAAAAGCUCGAGUUUAUCACGAUUCAAACUACAAUGGCGAAGGCAAUGGACCGACUUUUAUACAAAACCUUGGACUCGUUGCUGUUGGACAUUCCCUACCACCUUCAGCGAUCACAGAAAUUAAACUUCAUCAAAAUAUGUUUAUGUUCAGGGCGAGCAUGGAUCUCAAAUUAAUUUUCCUCGAUGCAAGAGUAUCACAACUCACCGGAUAUGAGCCACAAGACUUGAUAGAAAAGACAUUAUAUCAAUACAUUCACGCAUCUGACGUUCUUCCCAUGCGAUAUGCACAUCAGAUCUUGAUGUACAAAGGACAAGUUACAACUAAAUACUAUCGAUUUAUGACGAAGAGUGGAGGAUGGACAUGGGUGCAAAGUUACGCAACUGUUGUUCAGAAUUCACGGUCGUCACGACCCCUCUGUAUUGUUAGCGUUAAUUAUGUUCUUAGUCAGAAAGAAGCGAAAGAUUUGUUAUUAAAUGAAGUUCAAGGCACAAUUAAUAGACCGGCAACAGAAUUAUCAUCAACGCCAAGUCGAACUCCAAUUAUAAGUACACCCACGCAAAAUCCAGUUUAUCAAAAUGUUCAAUCACAUCAGACAUCAUUACCGGUUAAUCAUCAACUUCAUCAUAAGGAAAUUCAAAGCUUUCAGCAUUUAAAUAAUAAUAACAAUAUGCACAUAUCGCAUAAUGAGAGUCAGUUGCAUCAUCAACAUCAUGUAACUAAUGACUACGAUCAAUACAAUCCUUACGUCCAUCAAACAAUGUCUAAUCAUCAACAACCGAUGACAACGAGUCAUCAUCAUCAUGAAGAAUUCAAUGAUACUGACCAAUAUUACAAUUACUUCAUGGACAACAGCACCGGCUUACCAACACAAACCGAAUCGAAUCUUUUACGACCUUAUUCAGCUACUUCCAACAGUUGUUCAAGUUCAAGUUCGGAAGAACAACAACAUCAACAUUUAUUCAACAAUCAUCACAUUCAGCAAAAUCCAAAUCAUCAACAACAACAUUUCGAGAACGAUUAUACAUUCACAUUUCCCACCUUCCCCUCUAUGAAUGAUUCGUCGAAUACUUCACUUUAUAAUAACGAUUUUAAGGCAUCGACAAAUGCUCAUUACACAAGCGUCAUUGUUGAUAAUACAAAUAAUCAAAAUUAUCUCACAAAUGAGUUUGUUCAUUGAGAAUUUGUGGCUGUUAAUAAAAUUACUUUUCCCAGUUGAUGUGAAAUUUAUCAUUUAAUUUUUUGUGUUUAUUUUAAUUCUUUCUUUUUUCUAUUCAGAUUCAGAUUCAAUACAAGACUUAUGAAUUUCAGAUCUAAGAUGAAGAUUUCUAUAAUUUAUUUUCAUAAAUAACUUAAAUAUAUAAACGUGCGUGCAUGGAAAAAAGUUCUUUUGUUUAUACUUACGAACUAAGCUUUCCAGAAGCUUUCAAAGAUUUUCUCUUAGUUAUACUUAAGAAAAAGACAUGAACAUGAUUCUUGUAAAGAAAUCUUAAACAGUUUAAGGAAACUACUAAAAAAUCACAAUAAAUAUGAAUCAAUCAAAUGUAACAACAAUAAUCUCAUUAAAAGAAUUAAAAGUCAUAUUAAAAAGUUUAUCAAGAACUGUGCUACAGCAGUUAAUCUCGUCCCACAAUUGAUGAGCUCAUUCAGCAUAAUUCUUGAAUGUAAAUAAAUGCUUUUUAAGUUUAAACUUUUUCAUUUCUUUUCCUUCCUUUUUCUUAUUUAUGGUUAAUUAAAAGAGAGAGAAUUAAGAUAUUUGAUUGUAAGUAAGGAAGAUUUAUAGUUUUCAACUAGAAUUAUAUUUAAUAAAAAUAUUUUCAAGUUCAAGACAAUUUUUUUAUGUUCACUUGAAAUUUAUGCUGAAAAAUUAUUUUUCUUCAAAAACUUUUCAUUGAGAAAAUUUCUUUUUUUUAGACAUUUCUAAUUAACUUAAAUAUUGGCACAAAAUUACGUAAUUCA